Alosa sapidissima (American shad) is the source of this 2043-nucleotide messenger RNA. RefSeq names its product myosin-11-like. The transcript is spliced from 14 exons. Gene Ontology annotation, biological process: telomere localization; chromosome localization to nuclear envelope involved in homologous chromosome segregation; homologous chromosome pairing at meiosis. Bases 1 to 1650 code for a protein of 549 amino acids. Gene Ontology annotation, cellular component: chromosome, telomeric region; meiotic nuclear membrane microtubule tethering complex; lateral element. The record is from RefSeq and is a predicted model, not a curated record. Gene Ontology annotation, molecular function: dynein complex binding. Lineage: Eukaryota; Metazoa; Chordata; Actinopteri; Clupeiformes; Clupeidae.
AUGUUGAGGAGAACUGUCUCUCAGCCGAUUGGACUUGAUCGGGUUGACCAGCUUGGCAGCUGCAUGUCCUACACGUCCAUGCAGAAUCUGACAGCAGUUUUUGCCAGAAGCAGGUCAAGUCUUAUGCUGGACAAUGAUUGCACACCAAUCUUCUAUGGGCAAGAAAGUCAACAGUGGGAAAAUGAAGAACUUGGAUGGCAAGCCAUUACAAGGUGCAGGGCUCUAGGAUAUGAAGGACCAGAUCAUGAUGAGAUAAAGGUUUCAGAGGAGUGUAAUGAAGUGUACAUUGCGGAGGAGGAGGAGGUGUGGAACUCCUCUGACUUGAGUCUGGAGGAGAAAAGAGACAUUGUGGAGCUACUACACUGUAAAAACCGCUUUAUGAAAAGAAAUGCCGAUCUGCAGAAAGCUCUUGAUGCAUGUGAGGACUCAAACACUCACCUUGAAAUGGAGAACUCUGCUUUGAAGAGCCAGGUCAAAAGUAUGAAGCAGUCCAUUCAGGAUGCUGAGCAGUUGAUGGAGGAGAUGGAUGUUAUUAGGGGGGCGCUUGCUGACAGUGAGGCGGCCAGUAGUAACCUCAAGGCCUGCAUAAGCAAACUGGAAAAAGAAAAUAAGGCCCUAAUCAAUCAGAUUGAAACAGUCGCCAAUGAGAUGUCUAAACUUUUGCCUGAGAGGGAAUCAGACAAGGAGAAAAUAACAAAUCUGACUCAGCACAUCAAGGCAUUGCAGCAACAGCUGGAGGAAACAAGAAUGCUGCUGGAUGAGAAAACUGCCGUUAUUAACAGUAAAGACAUGUUGGUCAACCAACUAAAAGCUUCCUUAGAGGAGUUUGCUACCAUGGAACAGACCCUGAAGAGGGCUGUGAAAGACCUGGAAGGCCAGUUGGAACUAGCACGAGUUACUGCAGGAGGAAGUUUCCUGAAUUCAAAAGGUCUGGUCUUAGCUACAACUGACAACUGUUUCUCUCUAGCAGAGGAACUGGGGUUGAUGCCAGGACAUCCAGUGAGUUUUCAGAACCCAGUUCUUACCUGUUCCUGUUCCAUGGUCCUCAAACAUGAGUCUGAUGAUGAGGUGGAAGUAGAUGAACCUGCCAUGGUUGAGGAAGAAAAACCCAUAACGGUUGAGGAAGAGAAAGUUUUAAAGGUUGAAAAGAUUCUGCAGGUACCAGAUGAACCCAUAAGGUUUGAGGAAGAGAUUCGGCAGGUACCACAGGCAAUUAUAGAGGACCAGAAAGAAGUGCACAGAGAGGUCAGCCUUGAGAAUGACAUAGAGGAAGUCAAGUAUGAGCAGGUGGACAGGAAAGUUGGUCAAGAGAUGCAAGAGGUCACCAAAUCUUUGGAUGAGGAAGGUGUUGAACAGGCUGAAACUGUGGAGGAAGAGCAGAUAGGAUUUUGUGUAGCAGAGCAGGAAGAUACACCACAGCAUCCAAGUGUCCACUGGCUGGGCGAGGCGUACCACAGCUUCAGAAGAGGAGUCCUAACCGCCAGUGCAUUCAGCUUGGGUGUUGUGCUGCCUCUGAGUGUCGUCAGUGCCGCUCUGCCACCCUACCACAGUGGAUCUGGCUUGGGCUGCUCAGACUUUUUUUGGAGCACAGCUCGCCAAGUCCUGGGGCCUUACUGCACUGUCCAGAACAUUGACAUGCCACCGUCUUAAAACGAGCUUGUGGCACAUUACUUAGAAAAAGGAAAACAGAAGCUGUAACAGGAUAUUGGCACCCACGUUUCCCCCUUAAACAAAUGGUACAGGUUGCAAUUGUGCAUAUCAUAAUUUCAUUUCUAGUCUGUUGGGUGUUUAAUUUCAAUUCAAGUUUUUUUUUUUUUUUUUUUGGGGGGGGGGGGGGGGGGGGUAAUUUGAAUUUUAGUUUUUCCAUAUUUUGAUAUGCUUCAUACAAGUGUUCCAGUGCCUACAUUUGCUAUGUUGUUGCAUUAGGAUUAGGUAACCCUAGAGUAACAUUUGAAAGAGACUAGGCUGUUCAGGCACAUAAUAACCAUAACCAGUAACCAAGUAUUUCAUUGGUGGGUGUAAUAAAUGAAAACUGCAGCACUA